Paramecium octaurelia is the source of this 303-nucleotide messenger RNA. Lineage: Eukaryota; Ciliophora; Oligohymenophorea; Peniculida; Parameciidae. The record is from the annotation of a GenBank genome assembly.
AUGAUUAAUUAAAAAGCUGAACAAAAAUUAACACAUUUAUUACUCCUAAUAUUGUAUACAUAAUUAAUAUAUGUUAGUAACUUGUAUUUGAAAAUAAAGCAAAAAUACUCUAGAUUAUAUUAUCUGCACAAAGUAAUGAGUAUAAUGAGGCCAAAAAGUAUUUCUGUUUUGCAAAAUUCUUUCGAUAUCAAAAUAUUAGAGCAUGUUUUAACAGAAAUAAUAUAAAUCUUAACUCAAGAAUUGGUAUCUAAUUGGCUUUGGAGAUAUUGUUUGAUCAAUAGUAACAAAUGUCACAUAUUAUGA